Messenger RNA from Melitaea cinxia (Glanville fritillary), 1158 nucleotides. Its product is annotated as glutamate synthase [NADH], amyloplastic-like. The record is from RefSeq and is a predicted model, not a curated record. Lineage: Eukaryota; Metazoa; Arthropoda; Insecta; Lepidoptera; Nymphalidae. Gene Ontology annotation, molecular function: glutamate synthase (NADH) activity. The transcript has 10 exons. Gene Ontology annotation, biological process: ammonia assimilation cycle. The coding region runs from base 1 to 1158 and encodes 385 amino acids.
AUGUCCAUAAAAAAUUCUGCUCAAUUAAAAGAAGAUGGUACUGGCAACAGUGCAAACAAAAUGAAUGGGAGCAGCCAUCAAAUCGACCUGCCGCCUUUUGGUCAAUAUGCCACUGGCAUCUUCUUUUUGGACAAGCUACAUCAUGAGGGCAUCGAGAAUAAGUUCACAAACCUUGCCGAGAGCCUCGGACUCAGCGUGAUCUGCUGGAGGACUGUGCCUACUAACAAUUCUACCAUUGGUCAAGUGGCUCGAAACUCGGAGCCAUAUAUGCGUCAAGUGUUUGUUACCGGAGAUAACACCGACGAAAACCAUCUCGCGCGUCAGAUAUUCGUUCUGCGCAAGCGUGCUUCUCACGAAUUGGUGGUGCCAGGAGCGCGGUUCUACAUCUGUAGUUUGUCUCUGAGGACCAUCGUUUAUAAAGGACUUCUUACUUCGAACCAAUUAUGGGAGUAUUUCAAGGAUCUGAGCAACCCAGCCUUCACUACAUAUCUAGCGUUGGUCCAUACGCGCUUUUCUACCAACACCUUCCCAAGCUGGGAACGUGCGCAUCCUUUGAGAGUUCUUGCUCACAAUGGCGAAAUAAAUACGUUACGAGGUAAUGUCAAUCUGAUGAAAGCCCGCGAAGGUGUCAUGAAGAGCGAGCUGUUUGGUGAUGACCUGAAGAAGCUUUACCCAGUCGUGGAACCGAAUCUCUCUGAUUCUGGAUCAGCAGACUGUGUCCUGGAAUUUUUGCUGCAUUGCGGGAAUCGGUCACUGCCAGAAGCAGUGAUGACGAUGGUUCCGGAGGCUUGGCACAACGACCCCACCAUGCCGAAGGAGAAGAGAGAUUAUUAUCAGUGGGCCUCUUGCGCUAUGGAACCCUGGGAUGGACCCGCUCUAGUUACCUUCACUGAUGGAAGAUAUAUUGGUGCCAUAUUGGAUAGAAAUGGUCUGAGACCCUCACGUUUCUAUGUAACAAAUGAGAAUAUACUUGUGAUGGCGUCCGAGGUCGGCGUUUAUGAUGUCGAUCCCGAAAAGGUUAUUCUAAAGAGUCGUCUAAAGCCCGGAAGAAUGUUGCUAGUCGACACAUUAGAGAAGAGAAUGAUUGAAGAUGUUGAACUCAAGUUGAAGAUCGCCCGCAGUCGUCCACACUCGCAGUGGCUGAAGGAAAUGAAGUAA